AUGCAAUGGAUGUCAAGUGUAUUGUCUCCUCAACGGCGAUGUCUUCACACGAAUGCCAUCCUCUACGAGAAGGACUCAUCAAAAGUGGAGCAAACGGUUAAAGCUCUUCGGGAGGAACAGAAGGACAGACUCGUCGAGACCUCCAAGACUGAGACCAUCGCCACCGUACAGCCGGCGCUCGAAGUGCCCGCACCGGUAGUGCCGCCCAAACGAAGUUUAGGCAAAAGGGUUUGGGAUGAGUUGGUUCACUAUUACCACGGAUUCAGACUUCUCUUCAUUGAUGUCGGCGUCGGUUCGCGACUCAUAUAUAAAGUAUUGAACGGCGGAGACCUCACCCGUCGAGAGCACCGACAGCUCGUGAGGACCACAUCAGAUAUCUUCCGUUUGGUGCCCUUCUCUGUCUUCAUAAUCGUGCCGUUUAUGGAGCUAUUGUUACCCGUAUUCCUGAAGUUCUUCCCGGGAAUGCUUCCGUCGACUUUCCAGACCUCUUCGGAACAGGAAACUAAAAUGAAAAAGGAGUUGAAGUUGAAGCUGGAAAUGGCAAAGUUCUUGCAGAUCACUCUCGACGAGAUGACACUACAGGCUAAGGGGGAGUCCCACUCCAACAAAGCCAAGGAGUUCGCCCUCUUCUUCAACAAAAUCCGAAAUACUGGAGAACAGGCGAGCAAUAAAGACAUUAUGAACUUCUCGAAGCUAUUUGAGGACGAGAUAACACUGGACUCCCUCUCCAGACCCCAACUCUCAGCCCUCUGUCGUUUGCUUGAACUACAGCCCAUCGGAACAAACAAUUUCUUGAGAUUUCAGUUGCGAAUGAAACUGCGAAGUCUUCACGCGGACGACCAGAUGAUACAAAAGGAAGGCGUUGACAGUCUCACAGUACCAGAGCUCAUACAGGCGUGUCGUGCCCGAGGUAUGAGAGCAUUGGGUAUAUCUGAGACCAGACUUCGGUCACAACUGUCCCAAUGGCUGGAACUAAGUCUUAACGAGAAGAUCCCGCCCUCACUCUUACUGCUCUCUCGACUCCUAUAUUUGCCCGAAAAUAUUGCGGCCGCGGAUCAGCUGAAGGCAACGAUCCAGUCAUUGCCGGACUCCGCCGGAACGGAAGCGCGAUAUAAAAUCGGUGAAACGGAAGGAAAGAUCGACAAUAAGACGAAAAUCGAAUUAAUCCGAUUGGAAGAGGAGGCCAUCAAACGCGAGAAGGAAGAGGAGGAACAGGUGGCCAAACAGAAGCUCAAGGAUCAGGAGAUCCUUAUUGACAAAGCGGUUGAUUUAGAGACACAACUCAAACAGAAACUCAAAGAUCAAGAACUCAAAGAACUAUCGAAACAAGACAUCGAAUCGAUAGAGAGUGCGCUCGAAAAUAUUGCCAAAGAGAAGAACCAGUUGUUGAUUGAAAAGGAAGAGUUGGAUGACUUGAAAGAGGAACUCAAAGACUAUAAGGAAGACAUCCAAGAGUUCAAAGAGAUUAGUGUCCAAACGGGUCAGAAAGAGCUGAAGGAAAGCAAAGCCGCCAAACGUUUGAGGAAUAAAGUGGACAAAAUGGUCAACAAAAUGGAUAAUUUGUUUACUGGAUUGGAGUCUAAGAAGGAAUCCCUUCAACAAAAAAUCGAUAUUCUGUCCAAAGAGGGGAAGACUAUUGAUCAGGAAAAGGGUGAUGUGAUUAGCAUUAAUGAACUGUUGGGUGCAAUCAGUCGAUUGCAGAAAGUGGGCGACGAAACGAAAUUGGAGCGCAUUCUGGAAGUGUUGGACAAUCUGGACGUCGAUCACGACGGAAGUGUCGAAGUGGAACACGUGGUUAAAGUGUUGGAACUGUUGGGUCGGGAGAACGUAAACGUGUCGUCCAAUCAAAUCAAAGACUUAAUGAAUCUUUUGAUUCAAGAGGAGAAACUCGAAGACGAAAAGAAGAGACAAAAGGAAGAGUUAAGCAAAGAGUUAGACAAACAAAAUGUGAAACAAACUGAAAACAAGGAGACGAAGUGAUAGCAUAAUAAGUGCUAUAAUUUAAUAAAUUAUUAUAUAAU
Oppiella nova is the source of this 2021-nucleotide messenger RNA. Lineage: Eukaryota; Metazoa; Arthropoda; Arachnida; Sarcoptiformes; Oppiidae. The record is from the annotation of a GenBank genome assembly.